GGCUCGUUUUUCGCAUUCUGGUAUCAACAAACGUACAGCAGCUCGAAGCCUUGUCUCAGUCACUACGAAUCAAAUUGUUAYACCCAUAGAUUGUGCGUCCCUACGGGUAGUAAAGAGAGAAGAGGGAUUGACUGUGUUUUCGACAAGGACAAAUAAUGGUAUCUUGCGAUGAAUCCGGAAUGCCUUCCGCGAUGGAUCUGGACAUAAAUGACGGGUCUGUACCGCAGGAUCUACAAGUCGCCAUUCUCGACUUACUGGAAACAUGCAAAGAGUAAGUUUUCUAGUUUUUCGGGGAUAUGGCAAGUGGCUUGAUGUAUAACGAUUGUUUCUAACCGCGUUGAUUGCUUCGAUGCAAAAACUAGGAAUGAUAUACCAGUYCCCGACCGUCUCGGCAAUGAGUUCAUGGAUGUUCUUAGUUCAUCGAGAAAAAAGGUGGCGGCAGAAAUGCUGUCUUUCACGGAGAGACUCACCGAAGACAAGGAAGCUUAUCAAAAGUCGAUUUAUGGGAGUCCAAUCGUGGUCGCAGCAAAGGAGAUUGACAAGAAAUUGAAGAAAAAACGAUUUGAUGCCCAUAUUCGUGUGAAAGAUGGAUCAUUCAAGUAUACCGAGCGCAUCGACCCGGCUCAAUCCAAAAAAUCAAGAAGAAAUUCAAUUGAAACUGUUUAUAAUGGUGGCCCGGUACAACGCGUUUGGCAAACACUCAAGCGAACAUUGAGAGGUGAUUUUACUGGAAUGAAAGUAGUCGAGCAUUAUCCUGUAAAGAACAUCAACUUGUACUUUGAACAAAGAAAGACAUACCUUGUGCUUGGGGCUCCCAGAAGCGGCAAAUCGUCAUUACUGAAAAUGAUUGCUGGAGUUCUUCCCGAAGAUAAAAGCCACGAAGUUGGAGGUGUGGUCAGUGUGAAUCGGAUAACCACGAAAACAAAAGACGUCGUGUGGUCAAACCUUGUAGGAUACAUCGAUCAGAUUGAACGUCUUCACCCAUACUUGACGGUCAAGGAAACAUGUGACUUUGCCUUUAAUUGYCGCAUGGGAGGAACCCAUAAAUCUCCUCUACAAGACAACGGGCUAGAGGCCGAAGCCACUGUGAAGAAAAUGGACGAUGAACAAUAUCUCGUUAUGACUGUAUUAAAGGCAAUGGGACUCGACCGCGUCAAGGAUACCUUUGUUGGUGAUCAGGAAACAGUUCGAGGUGUCAGUGGCGGGGAAAAGAAGCGUGUCACUGUCGGUGAAAUGUGUGUUGGACAAUUUCCAAUUUUGUGCAUGGACGAAAUCAGCACUGGUCUUGACGGUACGUGGAAUUAUCGUAUUUAUCUAUCGUGUUCUCUAAGUCMAUGUUGCUUGAAUGCAGACUAAAAAUUAUGCCUCAUCUUCUCCCAGCCGCAACGACGUACGACAUUUGUAAGCUUUUGGGUGAAGUCAACGCUUUAUCGCAGGGCAUUAAGAUUGUUACAUUGCUACAGCCGCCACCUGAAACCUUCGCUCUAUUCGACGACUUGAUUCUUCUUAGCGAGGGCCAGGUGAUCUACAGCGGACCGGUUGAAAAAGUUGUUCCAUAUUUCGAAUCUCUUGGAUAUAGACUACCUGAGCGGAUGGAUGUCGCUGAUUGGUUACAAGUAAGUAAUAACCAGUUGAAAGGUAUGAAAAAUCAAUGAUGAGAGGACUCAAAAAUGUGUUUCUCUGUCUCUUGCUCUAGGCAUUACCAACGAAAGAUGGAGCCGAGUUCAUUGAAACUGUAGACCAUAAUGGUAACAUUGAAGUACCCAAAGGUCACCUCACAUCUGAUGAGUUCCAUUUGAGAUUCUACGAGAGUGAACAAGGGAAAAAAAUAUUGGAGGUUUUGGGCAUUCCUUUCGAAGACAACAAACAUAAURAAGAGCUUUGGGCUUCCAGUGAAGACGUGAAAAAAAUUUACACAGAGAGAUACAAAAAUAACUCGCUACAAUCAUUGAAAUUGCUCAUCGUCCGCGAGGGCCUACUCUGGUGGCGCGAUAAAGCAGGGAUUAAGGCGCGUAUUGCUCAGGAUCUGCUGAUGGGCAUAAUUGCUGGGACUGUAUUCUGGCAAGGUUCGGAGGAGAUAACAUCUGUUUUGGGCAUUCUCUUUCAAUCCAUGCUUUUCAUCUCACUUGGAGCCAUGAUGAAAAUUGCUCCACAAUAUGCAGUUCGAGGGGUGCUAUAYAAGCAUCAAGAUGCGAAUUUUUUUCCCACUUGGACAUACGUAGUUGGAAGAAGUCUGGCAAGUAUCCCAGCAUCCAUCAUCGAUGGUUUACUAUAUGGAACAAUCGUGUAUUGGUUUGUAGGUCUUGCCCAUAACGACGGCGCUUCGUUCGGAAAUUACAUUCUUUUUGUUUUGAUAACCAUGGCUGCAUCCACCGGUAUCGGAUUAAUGUUCAGCAUAUAUUCAGCGAUUACUAAGGAGCGAAGCGCGGGUCAGGCUGCUAUGUCGGUUUCGUUGGUUCUUUUGAUUCUCUUCUCUGGUUUCACGGUAAGAACRACCAAAUUUGAAGCAUUYCAUGUUCUCUUUGACCUAGAGUUCUUCGGAAUUCUCAUGUUAUUUUUGUUUUACGCGACUGCUGAAGGURACACCGAACAAUAUACCUGUAUACUGGAUCUGGUUGUAUUGGGUGAACAUYUUCGCUUGGGCAUUUCGUGCCCUCAUUGUCAAUGAGUAUGAUAGCGGUAAAUACGAUCAGAUAACCGAYGUAAUGUAUCUUGGAAAAAACUUGACAGUUGGUCAAGUUAUACUAAAAAAUGGAGGCUUUGUUGACCCUAGCGGCGAGCCAUACUCGUUCGAGUGGGCUUUGUACUCGAUCUUAUUUUCUGCUAUAAUCUGCAUUUUCGCAGUCAUUGGUGCAAGUGUCGCAUUGGUUAAAGUAAGAUUUGCGACAGGAAAGUCACUAUCUAACGAUGCUUACGAGAAAGCAGACAAUAAGGACAAGGAGGUUAGUGUCGUUGAAACUGCGCUUCCUUUCCAGAGAGCUAACUUGACAUUCAAAGAUAUWCAUUACACUGUGGCCUCAUCUAUUGGGAGCGAGAAGAUCGAAUUGUUGAAAGGAAUCGAUGGUGUAGUUGAAGCAGGGAAAAUGACCGCUCUCGUAAGUUUUGUUUUCUACAAUCGGCACUACGGACGCAUUACUCUACAUGCAAAUCACUAUGCGUUCCUUUACCGCACUCUUAUUAUGAUCAUUGCAUUCUCCCUCUGUCUAUCUUUUCCCCAAGAUGGGUUCUUCCGGAGCUGGGAAAACAACUCUGAUGGAUGUCCUUUCUUUGAGGAAGUCGAGCGGAGAAAUCACUGGUGAAGUUCGUUUGAAUGGGCAUCUUCAAGAAGAACGAAGUUUUCGCCGAUGUACUGGAUAUGUGGAGCAAUUUGAUGUUCAAACUGCACAGCUAACAAUUCGGGAAACGUGCGACUUUUCGGCAAAACUUCGUCUAGAAUCCACAGACCCYGCUGUCACGCCCGAAUCUACUGAGCGGUUCAUUGAUCAAACUCUUGAUAUGCUUGAGUUGACUCCUAUUCAACAUUAUCUGGUUGGAAAUGAUGCCACUGGAGGUUUAUCUUUUGAACAAAAGAAGMGGCUGUCGAUUGCUGUUGAGCUUGUUGCGAAUCCUUCGAUUCUUUUCCUUGAUGAACCUACUUCAGGACUCGACGCACGCGCUGCAGCGAUUGUCAUGAGAGGCUUAAAGAGAAUUGCGUUGUCAGGGCGAGCAGUUUGUGCCACCAUUCACCAGCCUUCAAUCGCAAUUUUCAAUUCAUUUGACUCGCUAAUUCUUUUGAAACGUGGUGGCGAAGUUGUCUUCAACGGCGAAUUAGGAAAUGAGAGUUCUAAUCUGAUUAAGUAUUUACAGUGCUACGAGGCUACCCCUUUCAUUCAACCUGGAGAAAACCCAGCAACUUGGAUGCUGACCACUAUUGGUGCUGGMAAUGCUAAAGUUGGGAAUCAAUUCGAUUAUGCAGGCGCCUAUGCUAAAUCUCAGCUUCACCAAAAGUGUAUGGAWUCCAUAACCAGAAUUGAAAGUGCGGUUUCAGAUAAGAAUUUGAUUAGUUUUCCGUCAAUGUAUGCAACGACAACGAAGACUCAGCUAACGGAGGUUAUAAAACGGACAUGGACAGUAUAUUGGAGAUCACCUUCUUAUAACCGAACACGCAUCAUUACUGCCGCUCUACUGUCGCUGUUGAUCGGGAGUGUCUUCAUCAGUGACCGUGUGCCUACAGAUGAUACGCAAAUGCGCAGUCGAAUGACAACUAUCUAUUUAUCUUUUCUCAUCGUUGCUAUCAAUGGAAUGAACACUGUCCUUUCGUUCUUUGAGGCAGAAAGGAAUAUGUACUACAGGCACAAAUCUGCUCUGAUGUACGAUACUUUUUCAGUAUCUGCKGCGUACACACUUGCAGAGAUUCCGUUCUUGGUUGGGACUUCUCUUUUGUAUACUACAAUCUUCUAUUUCAUGCUUGGAUUUGCAGCCGAUGCCGAAAAAUUCGGGUACUAUUACCUUUUUAUGCUUUUAUGCAUGUCACUUUUUACCUAUACAGGUCAAAUGCUUGUCACACUUUGUCGUAAUGCACAGAUUGCGCAAGGAUUUUGUUCGCUGGUGGGUUCUAAUACUGGUUUGUUCAGUGGUGUGCUUAUCUUACCGCAAAACAUUCCGAAGUUCUGGAUUUUUAUGUAUUGGCUGCUACCUGGUCACUACGUUCUAGAAGGAUUGCUGACCACACAGUAUGACAACGAUACAAGUCCUAUUUCAGCUUAUCCUGGGUCAGGGUUCUACCAAUAUCUAGUCGAUUCUGGCGAAUGCACACAAGGUGAUGCGGUUUGUACUGGGACCGCCGAAGGAUGGGUGUACUAUACUUUCGAUGGAGAGUUUACACGUGAAAAUGUGCCUUUCUGCAUACUGUACCUAGUCGGUGUAACUGUGUUGACAAGAGUGAUUUCUGUCUGGGCUUUGGGGCACUUGAAUUACAGGAGCACAUAAGAACUUAUUUGAUGGCGUUAUGUUGCCUGCAAGUUUCUAUUGAACUUGCUCGAUCUCUCGAAAAUCGUAUUACUUCAAUAUUAUUUUUAGGAUUAAUUUGAAUGACCCURGCCCUGAAAUGGUAAAUUAUAGUUAUU
Pseudo-nitzschia multistriata is the source of this 5105-nucleotide messenger RNA. Lineage: Eukaryota; Bacillariophyta; Bacillariophyceae; Bacillariales; Bacillariaceae. The record is from the annotation of a GenBank genome assembly.